This is a messenger RNA of Salvia miltiorrhiza (redroot sage), 682 nucleotides long. Its product is annotated as histone H2AX. Gene Ontology annotation, cellular component: nucleosome. The record is from RefSeq and is a predicted model, not a curated record. The transcript is spliced from 2 exons. Gene Ontology annotation, molecular function: protein heterodimerization activity; DNA binding; structural constituent of chromatin. NCBI's taxonomy places the organism in Eukaryota, Viridiplantae, Streptophyta, Magnoliopsida, Lamiales, Lamiaceae. Bases 104 to 529 code for a protein of 141 amino acids.
UAACAGCACUCGUACAUUACUAUCCAAAAACUCUCUCAAAAAUCACUCGAUUCAAAUCUCCUCUUCUUAGGGUUUCCAAGACACCAAUCGCCGCCCCGGGAAAAUGAGUUCCAACGCCGCAGCCACCACCAAGGGGGGAAGAGGCAAGCCAAAGGCUUCCAAAUCCGUCUCCCGCUCGUCGAAAGCCGGUCUCCAGUUUCCCGUUGGCAGAAUCGCGCGUUUUCUCAAGGCUGGUAAAUACGCGGAGCGUGUCGGCGCCGGCGCCCCUGUCUAUCUCUCCGCCGUCCUUGAGUACCUCGCCGCCGAGGUGUUGGAGCUUGCUGGAAAUGCUGCUAGAGACAACAAGAAGAACAGGAUUGUUCCUCGUCACAUACAGCUGGCAGUGCGGAACGAUGAAGAGUUGAGUAAGCUGUUGGGCCAUGUGACAAUAGCUAAUGGAGGCGUUUUGCCAAAUAUUCAUCAGACUCUGUUGCCGAAAAAAGCUGGUGGAAGGGACAAGGAGAUUGGCUCUGCGUCGCAGGAAUUCUAGGGGUUUUUGUUGUGAAUUAAAUGGUUUUGAUGGUUAUGGUGAAAGGGUCUGGAUCGUGGAAUUGCUGGUCCAUAUACAACCCUAAUUUUGGUUUGGUUGGAAUAUAUAUACGUGUUUUAUGAACGAGAUAUCCAAUUAAUUCUAUCAUUUCUC